AAGCCUGACUUUAGGAAUCAGAGUGGGAGGGGUCUGGGAAAAGACAAGAAGAGGGCGGUGCUAACCUCUUCAUAUUCCUAAAUGUCAAUGAACUCUGCCGCAAGUUGAAGCCUGAAGUGCGUGGGAUAGAAUAAAUUUGGGUAAUGACUGCACAGCUUUCAGAUAAUACGAGUUAAGUCUAACGAGGUUUCUACACUAUGACAGAAACAGAAACAAGAUUCCGUUCCAGUCUGUUGUGUUUCUAAAUUUCUGCGUGGUAACCGUUUGUAGUUAUUUUAUAUUUUAAAGGAACGUGUUGGAUUAUUAACGACUGGAUUAUCCUUGGAUCAAGCUGUUGAGGGCGCGUUCCUGCUUUAGCGGAACGACAGGUGGCUUUAUGUAGAAGUAGCUACAACAACUCCUUCAGAAUGAGACUGUGGACUUUACUUGUCAUUAUCCCGGUGUGCGCAUCCUCUCCUCUUUCAGCCGAAACGUCUCAACUCAAAGGUCCAGCUGUGGAGAGCCGCUGCUCUGGCCGAGCCUGCAACCCCCGCAUGGGCAACUUGGCCCAGGGUCGAGAGCUGAGCACCCAGUCGGUCUGCGGCUCGAACUCCUCGGAGCCUUACUGCUUCUACAAACAGACUGCUGCCCCGCGCAGCAGGGAGUCCUGCUCGGAAGCAAAAUGCAGCAAGUGCAACUCUGCUAUCCCCAGCCAGGCGCACCCUCCCUCUGCCAUGAGCGACUCCUCUUUCCGCUACCCUGACACUUGGUGGCAGUCUGCAGAGGGGGUGAAGGAGGAGACGCUCCAGCUCGACCUGGAGACGGAGUUCCUCCUCACCCACCUCAUCCUGGUGUUCCGCUCUCCCCGCCCCGCUGCCAUGGUGCUGGAGCGCUCCCAAGACCAUGGGCACACAUGGAAGGCCCUCAGGUAUUUUGCCUGGGACUGUGAGGAGGUGUUUGGCCUGAAAGAGGGGUCGUCAGUCGGGGAGAGUGGUGCAACUUGCACCUCCAAGUAUUCUGGAGCUUUCCCUUGUACCAGAGGAGAGGUGAUCUAUCGAGCCUUGUCGCCCUGGCACUCAAUGGAUCCCUAUGGACCGUCUGCCCAGGACCAGCUCAUGAUCACCAACCUGAGAGUCCGUCUGCUGCAGCGCCAGCCAUGUCCCUGCCAGACCAAACAUCCCGGUGCCACCGUCCUCCCCACAGACCAUUAUGCCAUCUAUGAUUUUAUUGUCAAAGGCAGUUGCCUUUGUAAUGGACAUGCUGACCACUGUGUGCCAGCCAUAAACUACCAACCCAGCCAACAGAAGCCCAAUAGCAUGGUCCAUGGCAAGUGUGUUUGCAGGCAUAACACAGCAGGUGACCACUGCGAGCGCUGUGCACCCCUCUACAAUGACCAACCCUGGCAGGCUGCCAACGGCAUCACUAGGACACCACAUGAGUGCCAGAAGUGCAAGUGUAAUGGUCAUGCCAAGAGCUGUCACUUCAGUCGUGGAUUGUGGCUAGCAACAGGACGGCGCAGUGGUGGCGUGUGUGACGACUGCUGCCACAACACAGACGGCCGGCACUGCCAGAACUGUAAGAGGGGCUUCUUCAGAGACCCCGGCCGACCAAAAACUGCCGCUGACUCCUGCAAACCCUGUUCCUGCCACCCUGUAGGCUCUGUCCUCUCAGGAGGUAGCACUCUCUGUAACCCUAGCAGUGGGCAGUGCACUUGUAAGCCUGGUGUUGGAGGCCCCCGCUGUGACAGCUGCAUGCUGGGAUACUGGGGGCUUCAUGAAUACGGCUGCCGUCCGUGUGACUGUACAGGGGACUGUGACCCAUACACCGGUGACUGCAUUUCUGGCUCAAAUGUGGAGGUCUUCUAUACAGCCACUGGCCACAUGGGACACAGCAGCAAUAAUAGUGAGACGGCACUCUUUAGGGUAGAGGAGCUUUUCUCUGCACUGCACCACUCUGAGAAAUGUGAGUGUGUAGAAGUAACCCUUGGCAGCCCUAAACUCUUCUGUGCUGCGGAGUAUGACUAUGUGCUGGUGGUGAGGGUAAUGUCAGCCCACGAUAAAGGCUCCCAUGCGGAGGUGGAGGUCAAGGUCAAGAAGGUCUUGCACCAGAACCCACAUAUGAAGAUCCACAGGGAAAGCGUCACCCUUUACCCAGAAUCCUGGACCAACCAAGGCUGUACCUGUCCCAUCCUCAACCCAGGAUCUGAGUAUGUAGUGGCUGGUCAUGAGGACUGGAAGACCGGCCGACUGAUGGUCAACACCAAGAGCCUGGUUAAACCCUGGAAGUCAAGCCUGGGACGCAAAAUCCUCCACAUCCUCAGAAAAGACUGUGGCCAAUGGUAGGGCAUUGCCAAGAACUGCACUGGACAGAGGGAUGGCGAGGUGGAGGAUCAUUUUGUUGGAUGAUUUAAGGAGUGUACAAAAUGAACAGAGGGACUUAGGCAUUGCUUGGAUGCUAAAAUGAAAGCAAAACCCCAUGCCUACUACAGGGAUUUCACUGUUUCUUCUGUUUCCAAAGUGGAAUCCACAGCCCCAAGAAACAGCUGCAAUGCUAUAAAGCUGUGGUUGUUGUUAACCUGUGGUAAAAUUAAGCACAUACUGUAAGCUGAUACCUCGCCAGACUAUAGUCACUUAAGAAUCAAAGAGAACAAAGCAAGCCAUAAAGACUUUCAUCUGGACAAAGUGGAUUUUAGACUUUCAUUCCUGUUUUACUGUAUGAUAUGCUUCAGUUUAUAAUUCUUUCUAGGUUAUUCAUAGCACAAUAAUGAAUGCAUGUUAAAUACUCCGGCAUACUUCAUUUCCUGGCCAAAGAUGCUGCCAGAGUUGAUGAGCCAAAACACAGUUACGUCCUACUGUUUCUAUUUCAUUGAGAGCUGUUUACUUUGAAAUCUUGCAAAGGCGCAGACUGAAUUAUCUUUGACGUCUCACAGAUAUUGGCGAUAAAUCAUGAAUGAGUCAACAUCAGAAUAUGUGUGAGAGUGGAUGUGCUUGAUGUCCUUGUCAGGGAGUCUGGGACUGUGCAGGUCAGAACAAGUAACUCUUGGAUGAGGGGAGAGGAUGAAAAAAACAUUAAAGGAAUCAGGCGGCCUAAUCUGAACAGCUCUGCUCUGCUCCGGCACACUUGCCCGCCUGCUGUCUGACAAGAGCAAAACACACUCCGCUCCUCCACUCUCUGGUCUGUUGUACAUGCAACCAGCUAAAGCACUCAAUAUUGAGUUUGCUCUUCCAGCUGGUUCAGUUACAAGAGCGGAUCAUUGUCAGGUUGCUUAAGUCAGACUUGAUUCUGUGAGGAUUUUCUGACCUGCUUCCAUAUGAGAAGGAUUCACUUGAGAAGGCCUCUCUGAAACUGACCCUGUGGGAGCCAGUGUGAGUGUGUGUGUGUGUGUGUGUGUGAGAAAGAGAGCACACACUCUUAGUAUAUGCUUCUUUUUUUUGGCCUGUGACUCCUGCUGCCCCAAAAUAAAUAUGUAUUAAAAGCCUGGGUAUUCAUUGACAUCACAGUGUAUCAGGUCCAGAGUCCACAGGCCAUUUUUGAGCCAGGCCCAAUUAAGAAUAGGCCUGGUCCGCUGUCUCCAAGGAGAAGGACAAACUCUGUGAGGAGACAUGAUGCAUUCCUCAACCAUGACAUCACCGCACAUGUCCUUGUCCCAAAGACUUUACCAAAAGAAGAGAACAUGGGCUGGAAAUUUUCUUUGCAAAGGACAAAGGUGAUUUAGGGUGCAUGAAUGUACUCUGCUGUCAAUGUGAUAUUUGUAACACUAUUUCUGUGUCCUUUAAAAAAAAAAUCUGAACUGCAUAAACUACUAGCCUAA
Siniperca chuatsi (mandarin fish) is the source of this 3790-nucleotide messenger RNA. Its product is annotated as netrin-4-like. NCBI's taxonomy places the organism in Eukaryota, Metazoa, Chordata, Actinopteri, Centrarchiformes, Sinipercidae. Bases 408 to 2321 code for a protein of 637 amino acids. Gene Ontology annotation, biological process: cell migration; basement membrane assembly; substrate adhesion-dependent cell spreading. Gene Ontology annotation, cellular component: laminin trimer. Gene Ontology annotation, molecular function: protein binding. The transcript has 10 exons. The record is from RefSeq and is a predicted model, not a curated record.